UUUAAUCACAUUUUCACUCAACUCACAUUGCGUCAUCUAUAACAAAACCCUUCAAUCCAAAUUCCGAACCCUAUAUAAAUUGAUCCUAACUUUAAACCCAUUACCUAAAUCUCGCUCAAUUCUGCAAAAAAAAAAAAUGGAGAAAAUUCUUUCAUUUUCAUGUCUAUUAAGUAUUCUAAUUGUCUUAGCUGCAGCCGCUCCACUAUGUUCAGCGAAUUUAGAUGAAACCGAUGAUCUUAGACUACCUUCAGAUGCUAGUUUCCCAUCAAUUCAUGCAGAGAAAUUAAUCAGACAACUUAAUCUUUUCCCUAAAGAUGCUGAAGCUGUCGCGAAAGAAGAUGAAUUUGAGCCCAAGAAGAUUGUUGAGAAGCGGUUUAUGUUUCCAAAUGUAGCUGAUUCUGGUGUUUCUGUUCAGGAUCUUGGGCAUCAUGCUGGGUAUUAUAAGCUUCAGCAUUCUCAUGCUGCUAGGAUGUUCUACUUCUUUUUCGAGUCACGGAGCAACAAGAAUGAUCCUGUUGUUAUAUGGUUAACUGGAGGACCAGGGUGCAGUAGUGAAUUGGCUGUUUUUUAUGAGAAUGGACCAUUCACCAUUGCAAAGAACUUGUCUCUUGUGUGGAAUGAGUAUGGUUGGGACAAGGUAUCAAACCUUUUGUAUGUUGACCAGCCUACUGGAACCGGAUUUAGUUAUAGUUCUGAUAGCCGUGACCUCCGUCACAACGAAGAGGGUGUGAGCAAUGAUCUAUAUGACUUCUUACAGGCCUUCUUUGCCGAGCAUCCUCAGUAUGCAAAGAAUGAUUUUUACAUCACUGGUGAAUCAUAUGCUGGACACUACAUUCCGGCUUUUGCUGCUCGUGUUCACCAAGGAAACAAAGCUAAAGAAGGACUCCACAUAAACCUUAAGGGGUUUGCUAUUGGUAAUGGUCUCACUGACCCUGCAAUUCAAUACAAAGCCUAUACUGAUUUUGCACUGGACAAUGGACUAAUCAAGCAAUCCGACUACAAUAGCAUCAACCGGAUGCUUCCUGCCUGUGAAUUAGCAAUAAAGCUUUGUGGUGGUGGGGCCGGUGGUCAAGUUGCUUGUAUGACUUCAUACGUUGUAUGCACUGGCAUAUUUAACAAGAUAAUGAGUCAUGCCGGAGAUAGAAAUUACUACGAUAUUAGAAAGAAGUGUGAGGGAAGCCUCUGCUAUGAUUUCUCAAACAUGGAAAAAUUCCUCAACCAAAAGUCUAUUAGGAGUGCCCUUGGUGUUGGGGACAUAGAGUUCGUCUCUUGUAGUCCUACCGUAUACCAGGCAAUGCUGAUGGAUUGGAUGAGGAAUCUUGAAGUAGGUAUUCCUGGUCUACUUGAGGAUGGAAUUAAGGUGCUCAUAUACGCUGGGGAGUAUGAUCUUAUCUGUAACUGGCUCGGGAACUCAAGGUGGGUGCAUGCCAUGAAAUGGUCCGGCCAGCAAAAAUUUGUUGGUGCCUCCACUGUUCCAUUUAAGGUGGAUGGUGCCGAAAAAGGACAAUUGAAAAGCAGUGGUCCUCUUAGUUUCCUCAAGGUCCAUGAUGCUGGUCAUAUGGUCCCCAUGGAUCAACCUAAGGCUGCUUUAGAGAUGCUGAGAAGAUGGACUCAUGGAAAAUUGUCUGAAGAAGUUGAGAUCGAUGAUGGAGUGGCAGCAGAUCUAUAUGUACCAGCAAGUGCAUUCUCCAUCUGAAUGUCAAUCUUAUAUGUAGCGUCAUUGUCCCUUCUAUGUGGUUUUGGACUUGGAAAUCAUUUCAGCAGUAGUGCUUGUCUGUGUAAAAUCUCAAGUUUGUUGUGAAAUCCCCCAUAUCAAAAUCAAAUGGAAACUCAACUUAGCAGUAUGUAAAUCAAAUCAUAAAGAGUCUAUCAUAAAUCAAACCAUGAAUAUCACAUGCAUACAUAAAUAUUUUGGUCAUAAAAUUUGAAGUCCAUGCUGUGUGCAUAUCCCUCAUCAGUCUAGGUGCUCCUGCAACAUCUUUGUAAGGCGCUGUAUAAUGUAAGGUAUUAUAUCGCUUUUCGUAAA
Messenger RNA from Papaver somniferum (opium poppy), 2026 nucleotides. Its product is annotated as serine carboxypeptidase-like. The transcript is spliced from 9 exons. The record is from RefSeq and is a predicted model, not a curated record. Lineage: Eukaryota; Viridiplantae; Streptophyta; Magnoliopsida; Ranunculales; Papaveraceae. Gene Ontology annotation, cellular component: vacuole. Gene Ontology annotation, molecular function: serine-type carboxypeptidase activity. The coding region runs from base 137 to 1696 and encodes 519 amino acids. Gene Ontology annotation, biological process: proteolysis.